Molecule: messenger RNA, 1932 nt
Organism: Arabidopsis arenosa
Lineage: Eukaryota; Viridiplantae; Streptophyta; Magnoliopsida; Brassicales; Brassicaceae
Source: the annotation of a GenBank genome assembly
AGGUUUUGUGCUGGUCUAAUAGUCCAAUUUCCAACACCAAUGACAUGAAUUCUCAUAAGUGUGUAUUGCAUUAUUCGGUGAACUUCCUCUAGCUCUGUUUAUCGGCUCACUACUGUUUGAUCAAAUCUCCGAAAACUCGAAAAACAAAAAGUUCACCAUUUUCAAUGGCAGACAAAACUCAGUCAGAUGAAUUCAUUUCCCAUAAAAACCCAACUGUUCCUCAAGUCAUAGAAGAGCUAAAAGAGCUCUGGGCUAUGGUUUUACCAAUCACAGCAAUGAACUGUCUUGUCUACGUACGCGCCGUCGUGUCCGUUCUCUUCCUUGGCCGGCUCGGUAGCCUCGAGCUAGCCGGAGGAGCUCUCUCCAUCGGAUUCACCAACAUCACAGGCUACUCUGUUCUCGUUGGACUCGCCUCGGGUCUCGAGCCAGUGUGUAGCCAAGCCUACGGUAGCAAAAACUGGGAUCUCCUCACGCUCUCUCUCCACCGUAUGGUCGUGAUUCUCUUAAUCGCCUCUGUUCCCAUUAGCCUCCUUUGGAUCAACCUUGGACCCAUCAUGCUUUUCAUGGGUCAAAACCCUGAGAUAACGGCUACGGCCGCUGAAUACUGUCUUUACGCCCUUCCUGAUCUUUUGAACAAUACUUUGCUUCAACCGUUGAGAGUUUAUCUAAGGUCGCAGCGAGUGACAAAACCAAUGAUGUGGUGUACGCUAGCAGCUGUGGCGUUUCACGUGCCGUUGAAUUAUUGGCUUGUGAUGGUGAAGCGUUGGGGUGUUCCGGGUGUGGCUAUUGCGUCUGUUGUGACGAAUUUGAUCAUGGUUGUGCUUUUGGUUGGAUACGUUUGGGUGAGUGGGAUGUUACAUAAGACAGUGAGUGGUGGUGGUGGUUCUACGGUGGUGGCGGUGGCUCAGUCGUCGUCUGUGUUGGAGUUGUUUGGAGGGUUGGGACCGUUGAUGAGAGUGGCGGUUCCUAGUUGUUUGGGGAUAUGUUUGGAGUGGUGGUGGUAUGAGAUUGUGAUUGUGAUGGGUGGUUACUUGGAGAAUCCUAAACUUGCGGUGGCUGCCACUGGGAUUUUGAUUCAGACUACGAGUCUUAUGUAUACUGUUCCUAUGGCUUUAGCUGGAUGCGUCUCUGCUCGGGUUGGAAACGAGCUCGGUGCAGGUAGACCGUACAAGGCGAGACUAGCCGCGAACGUGGCUCUAGCUUGCGCGUUUGUAGUAGGAGCAUUGAAUGUGGCUUGGACCGUUGUUUUAAAAGAGCGUUGGGCUGGACUAUUCACUGGCUACGAGCCACUCAAGGUUUUGGUUGCUUCGGUUAUGCCAAUCGUCGGGCUAUGCGAGCUAGGGAAUUGCCCGCAAACCACGGGCUGCGGGAUUCUUAGAGGGACAGGUCGGCCUGCGGUUGGGGCACAUGUGAAUCUUGGGUCAUUUUAUUUCGUUGGGACUCCCGUGGCGGUUGGACUAGCGUUUUGGUUGAAAAUUGGGUUUAGUGGGUUGUGGUUUGGAUUGCUUUCGGCUCAAGCGGCUUGCGUGGUUUCGAUAUUGUAUGCGGUUUUGGCGAGGACUGAUUGGGAAGGGGAAGCAGUGAGGGCAAUGAGACUGACGAGUUUGGAGAUGAGGAAAGUUGGAAAAGAUGAAGAGUCGUCAUUGUUGUUGUUGGAUGAUCGUAAUGGGAAUGAUGAGAAGUUGGAUGAUGUUUUGUAAUCAAAUUGGAUAAUUGUGGGGUCAAAACUUGAGAGACGACUUAUUCUUGUUAUGUGAAGGGGUAUUUUAGGUUUUGUCUUCACUAGUGAUGAGUGUUGACCUCGUUUGUUCAAUGUUUUGUUUGUAUCCGUUUCGGUUAUUUCUUAGUGAGUUUUGCUAAUUGAAAGAAACUUUGGAAGCUCAAUCAUUUUUAGACGUUGAAAAUAAGAUUAAAUAUAGUUAAAUUAUUGGA